Messenger RNA from Aspergillus vadensis CBS 113365, 540 nucleotides. RefSeq lists its product as uncharacterized. The coding region runs from base 104 to 400 and encodes 98 amino acids. The record is from RefSeq and is a predicted model, not a curated record. NCBI's taxonomy places the organism in Eukaryota, Fungi, Ascomycota, Eurotiomycetes, Eurotiales, Aspergillaceae. The transcript is spliced from 2 exons.
GUUGCUGGUGCCACUGGAGCGGUAUGAGGGGAAGGUACUUACGUUGUCCUCGGGAGCGAUCGUGCGGUCGAAGUACUCAUCGAGGAAAGGAACCUUCUGGAGGAUGUCGCGGCGAACACGGGGGAUCUCGCCGAAGAAGAAGAGGGCGAAGGUACCGGCAGCGACACCGAAGGUGCCAGCAAUGGUAGCGCUAGUUGGUAGCCAGGCCGGUGGUAAGGCCGUGGAAGUGAAGGGGAGUGUGGUACCUAUGCCACACAGUCAGCAUGUCGCUUCCAUAUACCACUUGCAGUCCCGGCUGGAUUGGUGCCUCUCUAGCUGGAUCUUGUAUUCUCGUCAGAGGCAGGGUAUGGCAGCAGUAUGGAUAGACUUGCCAAACGCAGUCCGCAGUACCCAGAGCUAGCAGCAGGGACCCUGCCUCAUUGACCCAACCCAAGCCAGCAUUGACACCUUGUGUAUUCGUAUGUCGACCGAAGAUGGGAUAUCGGGGGUUCUCACUUGGGAGCGAAAGGGGAGCGGUAGGCACCGGCGCUCUGGGCGGCG